UAAUAAAUAAAUUAGCAUUAUAUAAAAUUAGAAAAUUGUUAUCCCAGCAACUCUGGUAAUAAAUAUAUAUUAUCUUAUUUUUGAAAUUUUAUUUAUUUUUAAAUUUUAAAGCAAAGCCCCCUCCCCUCCCCAAAAUAAAAUGUUUCUGAAAAAUAAGGAUACCUCAUCAAGUGACACUAUGAGUUAUAGACGUAAUAUCCGCGUGGCUAAAAGCUUAAGUGAGGCUGAUGCAAAUGUUUCAAGAAAUGAUCAACCAAAGAAGGAAGGAAUGAACUCAAUUUUUUUCUACUCCAAGAUUUUUGCCUGUACCCUUUUGAUUUGGGCUUCACAAUGUUCGUAUAGCCAUACCAACUUUAGCAGUUCUCAUGAUGAGGCGUACACUGCAGGAAACGUAGAAAACGUAGCUUUCAACAGAUCCUUAGCAUCAAAUGAACCACAGGGAAACUAUCCACAAGGUCCACAUGGAUCUCAUAUGCCAGAAGGCGACAAUGGUCAACCGUAUGCAGCACCUUUAAAGCUAAAUAUAGAUAUUGAACAAAAAUUGAAAGACUUGAAAGAUGUCAUUUGGGACAAAGUAGAAAAUGCAGUUGAAUGGGGAACUCUAUCAGAUAAUGUAAAGAGUUAUUUAGAAAAAGUCGAUUCAAACAUUGAAAGCAAAAUUGUUGAUGAAGUGAACAAAGCCAACAGAGAUAGCAAUUUAAUGGAAAAGCCAGAUACCAAAACGCAGAUAAUCAAUAGUUUCUCCCAGAAUUAUACCAUUAUAACUCCACCCCUAUUGUUAUUACUCUUAUCCAUUUUGACAUCCGAAAGAUGUAAGAAGCAUCUGGCAAACAUAUUGUUGACAUCUAUUUUGGUAGUAAUGACCUAUAUCUUCUUUAAACUGAAAAAAAUGGAUGAUAUUAAAAAACAUAAUGCCAAUACUAACCAGGGCUAUAACAACGAGGGUAAAUAUAAUAUUAAAAAGUCUAAGGAUAAAUUUAAAGGUGCCUAUGAGUAG
Molecule: messenger RNA, 997 nt
Organism: Plasmodium cynomolgi strain B
Lineage: Eukaryota; Apicomplexa; Aconoidasida; Haemosporida; Plasmodiidae
Exons: 3
Coding region: 140-997 (285 amino acids)
Source: RefSeq, a predicted model, not a curated record